Molecule: messenger RNA, 1521 nt
Organism: Plenodomus lingam JN3
Lineage: Eukaryota; Fungi; Ascomycota; Dothideomycetes; Pleosporales; Leptosphaeriaceae
Source: RefSeq, a predicted model, not a curated record
AUGGCCUCUGUGCCUGUUGCUCUGGCACACACUGUCUUCAGUGAUUUCUAUGUCAACGGGGAAGCUCAGGGUGACGGUGUGGCUAUGCGUAUGAGCCCCAACCCCUCCACCGCCAGCAGCCCCAUCGCCAGCCUCGAUAGCGAUGACAUGGCUUGCAAUGUGGGUGGAACCAAGGGAGUAUCUCGUGUUCAGUCAGUCAAGGAUGGCUCUCUCCUCACCUUUGAGAUCCGCUCCUGGCCUGACGACCCUACCAAGGAGCGUUUGGACCGUGGCCACAAGGGUCCCUGCGCCGUCUAUCUGAAGAAGGUGAAUUCGGCCAUCGAGGACAAAGGCACCGGUGACGGCUGGUUCAAGCUCUUCGAUCAUGGUUACAACAAGGAUACCGAUCGCUGGUGCAGCGACGAGAUCAUUGACAACAACGGUCUCCUCUCCAUUAACCUUCCCAAGGGCCUGGAAGGAGGAUCCUACCUCGUUCGCCCCGAGAUCCUGGCCCUUCAUGCUGCCAACGCCGGAGACCCGCAGUUCUACACGGGCUGCGCGCAGAUCUUCUUGCAGAGCAGCGGAAACCUGGUUCCUGAGUCUACAGUGUCCAUUCCAGGCUAUGUCAAGUAUGGCCAGCCAGCUACGGAUUUUGACAUUUACAACACCGACAAUGCCAAGUACACGCUGCCCGGCCCUCCCAUCGCUAAGCUCGUCCCCGGUGGUACGCAGAUGGGCAAUGAAGCUCAGAUGGCUCAGACUGAGGGUCUCAAGCCUUCCGGUUGCCUGGUCGAAAACGCAAACUGGUGCGGUGUCGAAGUAUCCUCGUACAGCGAUGAGAAGGGCUGCUGGGCUUCUGCCGAGGAAUGCUGGACCCAGAGCAAGAAAUGCUACAGCACUAGCCCGCCCACUGGCAGCGCAGGAUGCGAGCUCUGGCAGACCAAGUGCAAGGGUAUUCAGACCGAGUGUACUGCGGGUAACUUCAACGGGCCGCCAAACAAGGACAAGGUUCUCACACCCAAGAAGGCAGUCAUCGAUGUCGGCAAGGUCAUGGCCGUGGUAGGCGGCGGUGCUGCGGAUGAGGACAAGAAGGAAACGGCACCACCUGCUGCGAACAAGAAAGACAAUGAGCCCGCCACACCCGCGAAGACUUCCUCUGCGGCACCCAAAUUCACGCCCAACAACAACAGCAACGACUCAUACGAGAACAAGCCCGAGCCAGAAAACGACUCCGACUCCGACUCCUCCGACUCCUCAGACAACAAACCAGCCCCCGCUCCCGCCCCCGCCCCCGCCAAAUCCUCACCCACAAACGCACCAGCCCCCACCGUCACUUCCACGCCCUCUGCAGACAAUGCGCCUGCGCCUACACCGGGCCCCGAGUGUCCCGAGGGCGUCCAGUGCGUCACCGUGACCCAUGUCGACGUUGUGACCAAGACUGUGUACGUGACUGCGUCUGCCGAGGGCUAUGGGAGUGGCAGUGGCAGUGGUAAUGCCAAGAGGGAUUUCAUGCAGAGGAGGCGUCGGGGUCAUCGUGUUUAG